Molecule: messenger RNA, 2097 nt
Organism: Durusdinium trenchii
Lineage: Eukaryota; Dinophyceae; Suessiales; Symbiodiniaceae
Source: the annotation of a GenBank genome assembly
AUGACGUCAUUUGCAUCGUUUACUGGCAUACGUUUGCGUGUUGAUCCUCAAACCGAAGCUGACGCACCUCCUUGGCAAGUGCAGGAGCUGGGUGCAUUUACCGACAUCAAUUGCACCCAACCUGCCGGUGCCAGCUCGACAGAAUCCUCGGUGGGUGAUCCAAUGCAGGCCUUUGAUGGAGAUUUUGGCAGCAGCUGGACAGCCUCUUGCAUUGCUGGUGUGGACUCUUGGAGACGUUGCCAGGAUUCACAGCAGCUCGGUGCUUGGCUUGGCAUCAGCUUUCUGGUUCCAGUCACUGUGAAGUGUUUGCGCUUGCACCACUCCGGGGCCAGGGGGUUGCUCUUGGAGAUCCGCAGUGAUAUGGACAACGUGCUGGACUGGCAGCCCUGGCGGCAAUAUGCCUUUGCGCCUGCAGGGCAGCUUCGGCUCAGGAUAUCAUCGCAGCCUGUUUGCAGCCGUGAGAUGGGCAUCCCAGAGGAAGGUGUGCUGGACCUGCCGAGUUGCACGCCGCAAGCGCAGUGGCGCCUGUGGGGCCCAGAGGUGGACUCCUGGACAGUGUAUGAGCUUCACUUCUACACUGACGAUCUUUGCAGCGUCUCACCUGCAACGCUGGGGCUUCCGAUAGCAGAGCCUGGACGAUUGGAGACGUGGCAACGCACCCGUGAUGGAGACCUGGCGACGGCUUGGUCUGUGGCCACGCUUGCACAGGCUUCUUGGGUGGGCACAGCAUACAACCAAAGUGUUGCCGUGCGUUGUGUGCGUGUUGCCCAAUUCUAUGAUGCUGGCGCCACUUCACAAAUUCUGGAGGCGUGGAAUGGCACUGAUUGGCUGGUGGAACAGGUUCUGUCUGGCCAGGCUCCACGCAUUGGCAGCUUCCAGUUUCUGCCUCAACGUCAGCUACCAGGCGAUUCGCAGUGGCGAUUGAUCAACACCGCCAUGAUCAGCGCUGCCUGGGCCGUGCAUGAACUGUACUUUGCCAGUGACGUUUUGUGCACCCAGCCGCUCGUUCCAAUAGAGCUCUUAUCCAGCGACUCUCCUUGGCGUGCUGGCGAGUUGGCGAAGGCGUUCGAUGGCAAUGUGCAAACUGCGUGGGUAUCCAGCUGCAUACCAUGCUUGAGCCGAAGUGCCUUCUUGGGUCAACGCUUUGAGGCAGGAGUGCUCGUGCGCUGUGUAAACCUACGCCAUGCACAGGAUUUGGAUUAUCGCCCGGCAUCGCUCGAUCUGGAACGCUGGAAUGAGGGCGUUUGGCAAUUUGUGGUGUCCUUCAACGACUUGCUGGGCGGUACUGUUCAGCUAUCACCGUUUUGGGGUGCGCCGCUCACACGUUAUGUGGUGUCCAAUGCAGCGGCCACUUUUGGAGGCUGGCGCCUCACGGAGUUGCGACUCUACCGUGAUGAGGCCUGUACGAGCCGCGUGCGUGGUGCAGCUUUUGCCGUGGAUGGUAAUUCAGAUGAAGCGGAGCUGGCGGUGGAUGGAAAUUUGGACACCUACUGGUUUGCAAAUUGCUGCAAUAUGCAUGGCGGGCCGCAGAUCGUGGGCUGUUCUGGUUGUCAACAGGAUGAAGCUUGGGUUGGGGUGCUUCUGCCCGUGAAUGAUACAGUCCUGUGCAUGCAGCUGCUCCAGCGAGGUGAUCAGCAGGCAAGGGGCCAAGCUUUAUACGCCACAAGGGAGAUUGAACUGCUGGAGUGGAAUGGCUUUGGUUUCCAACGUGUCUACGGCUGGAAGAACGUGCCUAUUGAUGACUGGGUUGAGAUGGGCGUUGGCAGGGAUAUUGCAGCAUUGGGUGCUGCUCGCGGCUGCUCUGACUUUCCUGAGUGGAACCGCUGCAACGCAUCCGCUUGGAACUGUUCGCGGUAUCAACUGGAGGAGCGGUGCAACGAGACCGAUGACAGCGAUUGUGAGGGAAUCACCAUGGAGCUGGCCUGCAAGGCCUCAUGUUGCCUUUGUGGUGCUGACAAUCCAGCGUCUUGUGGUGCCCAAGGAGGCUCUGACGAACUUCCCCCUUGGGUGAUACCGGUGGCUGCUGGUGGAGGCAGCCUUCUACUUUGCUUCUUCAUUGGCUGUGGCUGCUACCUACGGCGCCGCAAGUCUCAAUAA